AAUUCUUUUUGAUUAAAAAAAAUAGUGAAUAAAAAAAAAAUAAAAAUAAAAAAUAAAUUCUUUUCGUUGAUUUUUACCACGACAUUUCACUCGGUACGCGGCUCUGAUCGCCACUCGUGUUAAUACUCGUUAACCAGGCAAUGAUUAACAUGGCGAAGGACUACUCUGAAAAUUCAUGGAUAUUGAGUUUGGAGAAUAAUUAAAUCGGAAUCGGUUAUCCCUGAGUUACGACCUUCGUGAAAAUAUAACAUAGAAUUAGAAAUCGACCGAUGUAUUGGCUUUCAAAUUUAUCCAUGAAAAUAAGCAAGCAAAGGAUUACCAGCUACUUACAUCAGUGCUCAUAUAUGAUCGAUCGCAACGACUAAAAUAAUAGUAUAAUAAUUUCUGAACGCAAGAGGAACAAAAUAAGGAAGAAGAAAAAUCAAAGGAACAAAUAGAAUAUAGCAAUAACCAUAAGAAACUGAUUCCGCGCUGGUGGACCGCAAGAAUUAACAGGAAAAAUUCAUCAUGAGCGAGAGCAUGGAAUCGGUGAAGCAGUCGACGCCGAUCGUUAAACAGCGAUCGACGUUGGUACGUCGUGUUUCAGGCAUGUUCAAAGACGGAAAAUCGAGCGGACCUCCACUUUUAUUCCGACACGCUUCGAUGCAACGCCUACGUCAUUGCUGCCAGAAUUUGAAUCUGUUCCCGUAUCUGCUAUACUCGUUUGGAAAUUCCAAGUCUCAUCCUGCGGUGCAGAAGCUGCAUCGUCAAUUCAUCAUAAUGAUGCACAAUUUCUCGAUGAUCUUCCAGAGCAUGUUACAAACGAUACUUGAAACAUACCCGGUCAGAAAUUCCGUCCGUUUCGUUAUCAACUUACAACAAGUUUUGCUGAAGAAUCUUGACCCGCAAGGUCUAUCGAGAUCGUACCAGGCCUUCGCAAAGUUGCGAAAGACAGAGGAGACUCCAAAAACAGCCAGCGACAGCGACGUCGACGAAAAUAUCGUUGUGAAAUUCUCAAAGUUCAAACCUCAGGGACGAAAAAGGACACCGUUACUUCUUACUUUGGCCGUUUACUUCGCCUUAUUGGUACUCGCAUCUCAAAUUGUUGGUAUUUUUAGUGUUAUGUUAUUCGGUAAAUAUCCGCCCGGUUAUAUAUUCUUAAUGUCCGCACUUCUCUUUCUCGGCUACAUCACUUUGAAAAUAAUGGCUUUUGACAAAGCUGGUCACGGUUUCAAGGAAGAGAAGAGGAAAGCCGAAUAAUCCUGCUAAUAGUCAUUCGAUUGCCUUCUUUUGUCCAUUUCAAUUUGUCUUUACAUUUUUUUUUUUGUCUUUUGUUUAGCAACGUUACGUAAUAAUAAUAAUCAUCGAAAGGAUUCAUCGGAUAUCCAAAGAUUUUUGAAAUUAGUCGCAUUACCGUUGUCGAUCGUCGGAGCUUUGUGUUAGAAAACAUCGAGAUGCAUAAUUCUGGGCAGUUUUCUUUAUUUCGUCAGUUACACUUUAAUAUCAUUACUAUUACUUAUAUCCUUGUCAUUACUAAUAUCUCAUAAUUUCAUACUCUAUUUAUUACCUCCCAAAUUUUUCUUUACUUGACAAUGCAUAUAAUCAAUUCCUAAAAUGUCAUUCGGAACAAGUGCCAAAUUUCAUUUAUACUUUUUGGCUUAAAAGUUUAUUAUGAUAACAAUCACUCGUCAGAAUCCUUUCCAAUUUUAUUCCUGGGAAUACUUUUAUUGUAUGUAACAGAUUGACUCUGACAUCAUCUGCGUGACAGAGAAGAGAAUAACGUCUACCAUUAUUAAAUGUAUCGAACUGUAGGUAUUAAUUCACAAAAUACAGUCAACUGCUACCCCUGGUAUUGCAGAAUUAAAAUCGACUGAUAUAUAUUUUGUAGUAGGAUAUUGAUUGUUUGAAAUAUUUGCAUAUAGCUUCACUCAUUUGGUAGGUGGUCAUCCAUAGAUAUAUGUUAUAAUCUUACUAUUAUGUUAUGUUUCGAAAAUAUAGUACAUUCAUAAUUUAGUCACAUGACUCGGAAUUCUGCACGUUAAUUUCGCGUCAAACGGACCUCGAAUGGUUUUUUGUCAAAAGUAUCGCAUUGAAUACACGAAGCAUGAUUUAUGUUGCUCUUCAUCCCCUAGCGACACUAUCGGUUAGGACAUGAGAAGAACUGAUGAUUCGCUUCUUCGUUUAUCACGUGCAGCUCAAUUUGUAAACCCGUAAAAUUAGUGUGUGGGCUUGAGAAGGAUUAGAAAAGAAGUUAUUUGUAAAUGUUAUUGAUUAUGUAACAAGUCGAUGAUGCGUUAAUAUUACAGAGAAUAGAUUUCAAACAGUACGACUAUUUCUCAAUUACAAAUGUAUGAAACAAUAAUAAUGAAGAAAGAUUGGUUUCCUUCACUAGUUUAAGACUGAACAUUUUUUUGUGGUACUGAUUUGUAAAUAAAUAAUAGACCAGUA
Molecule: messenger RNA, 2427 nt
Organism: Athalia rosae (coleseed sawfly)
Lineage: Eukaryota; Metazoa; Arthropoda; Insecta; Hymenoptera; Athaliidae
Exons: 3
Coding region: 508-1239 (243 amino acids)
Source: RefSeq, a predicted model, not a curated record